AUGGAAGAACCACGUAGCUCCAAGGAUGCAGAAUGCAGGGAGGAAGACGUGGAAAACUAAGCGGAUGGCUCGGCGUCUUCUCCUCCUCAUUUUGGCUACUAAACAACUUUUUCGGCCAAUGGGAUUUUGCAAAUCAGGCGGCUCGGUUCCCUACUCUUCUUCUCCAUUCUUUUCUCGGCGGAAAAUAAAGAAAGCUUCAUUUUUUCUGGUGGAAAAUAAAAAGCGUAAGAGAAGCCUGCGGAUUUGGGAGGCUGUGGAGCUUCGGUGAUAAAAAGGAAGAAGAGGGCCACUUAAAAAAAAUCAUCUUGUUGUUUUCUUCUCUCUAUUUUCUCCGGUUUAGCUGCCGCUCUUUAUCGUUCUCUCUCUCUCUCUCUCUCUCUCUCUCUCUCUUCUUGGCCUCUGGGUUUGUUCGAUUCAUUGUGCGUCUAGUUUUGCCGGAAAGAGGGGAGCUUUCUGCAUUUGGGUUUUGAUGGAAAGCAUCUAGCUUUGUUCUUCGCGUGUGAAAGAUCAGAUCUUGGCGUCACAAACCUCUUCAAAUGCUUUCCUGUGCUCGGAGCGGCGAUCCUUGAAGAGUAAAAGAUUGGUUCUUGUCAUUGGAAAUGGUCGCAUGGAGGUUUUCGAGAAGGAGUUUGAUUAGAGGAGGUUCUUCGCCUCCAAGCCCUUGAAGGCCGCCUCAAGCAAAUUAAAGCUUGGGGUAAUUAGCUAGUUGGUGGCGGCAUUUCUAUGGAGGAGGAGGUGGAGGACGACGAGGAUCUUAACCGAUGCCGUGCUGAUGAAAGAUGUUUUGAUCCCAAGUUGAAACCUGCCGGUCAUGUUCAUCAGAAUUCCGGCGAGGUGAGUCUCAGGGAGUGGCUGGACAAGCCCAAGAGACCGGUGGACUUUGUAGAAUGUCUUCAUAUAUUCCGGCAGGUUGUCGAGGCGGUGAACCUCGCACAUUCUCAGGGAGUUGUGGUUAACAACAUUAGGCCAUCUUGCUUUGUCUUGUCAGCACUUAACCGUGUUUCUUUCAUUGAAUCCGCUUCUUGUUCAGACACUUCAUGUGGGGACGAAGAAGGUAGCUAUGCUGCCGGAGCUGCCGUGGCUCCUGGUGAUCAGAUGACUUCAAUGGAGUCUGUGGAGGGAAAGAGAGAAUUGCAUGUGGUGAGUGAGGCUGAUGAGACCAGAGACUUUCCUCUCAAGAAAAUAUUGAGUAUGGAGUUUACUUGGUAUGCGAGCCCUGAAGAAGUCGAAGGAAGGCAAAGCUUAUUUGCCUCUGAUGUUUACAAAUUAGGAGUUCUUCUUUUUGAGUUAUUUUGCAUGUUCGAAACUCUGGAAGAGAAGCUUAGCAAAAUGUCUAACUUGAGAGACCGAGUUCUUCCUCCACAAAUGCUACUCAAGUGGCCUAAGGAGGCUUCCUUUUGCUUGUGGCUUUUGCAUCCACAGCCAAGUAGUAGGCCUACAUUGAGCGAGUUGUUAGAAAGCGAGUUCUUAAACGAAGAACUAGAUAGUUUAGAAGAGCGAGGAGCAGCUAUCAAGUUGAAAGAGGAGAUUGAAGAGUUGGAGUUACUUCUGGAUUUUCUUUUGGGGCUGCAAACAAGAAAGAUAGAAGCUGCUCAUAAGCUUCAUGACACCAUUUGUUUUCUCUGUGCUGAUAUAGAAGAAGUUGAAAAUCAAAGGUCAAGCCUCAUGAAAAAUGGAUGCUCCUUUCUUGGACUUGAGAAAGGUGAUCAUGGAACAGCUCAUAAAUUUGAGUGUCCAUUACCUUGUAAUGAAAUAAAUGAAGAUUCAUUUUCUUCGGGCUCUCGAAAGCGCAUCAGGCCUGGACACAAGGAUUUUAUGGAAGAAAAGUUCAAUGAGAAUCAUCUUGAUGUUCCCAGACCAGAUACUAACCAAGAGACCCAUGAGAAAAUAUCAUCAAAGAGCUCUCGAAUCUUGAAAAACUUUAGCAGGCUGGAGGAAGCUUAUUUUUCAUCAAGAUACAAAACUAUGAGGCCAAUAGGCCAACGUUUUAGUAGUAAAAUGCUAAUUAGUAAUCCUAGUAGUGGAUCAACUGUGAGAACUGAUGGGAGUUCUGCUGAUUAUUUAGCCUCUAAGAAAGGCAAUGGUGGCAGUAAAAUGAGUGAUUUGGUAAAUCCUUUCCUGAACGGUUUGUGCAAGUACUUAUCUUUCAGCAAAUUUAAAGUUCGUGCAGAAGUUAAACAAGGAGACCUGCUAAACUCCAGUAAUUUGAUUUGCUCCCUUUCUUUCGACCGGGAUAAAGAAUUUUUUGCUACUGCUGGUGUAAAUAGGAAGAUCAAAGUUUUUGAAUGUGAUGCAAUAUUAAAUGAAGAACACAAUAUUCAUUAUCCUGUGGCUGAGAUGACUAGUAGAUCAAAACUCAGCAAUGUUUGCUGGAAUGGCUACAUAAAGAGCCAGAUUGCUUCAAGUGACUUCGAAGGGGUUGUGCAGGUAUGGGAUGUCUCUCGAAGUGAAGUCCUUGUUGAAAUGAGGGAACAUGAGAAGCGUGUGUGGUCGGUUAACUAUUCCCCAAUUGACCCAACAAAGUUAGCUAGUGGAAGUGAUGAUGGGACUGUGAAGCUAUGGAAUAUCAAUCAGGGAGGAAGCACUGGAACUAUCAUAACAAAGGCAAAUGUAUGUUCUGUGCAAUUUCCACCAGAUUCGGCUAAUUUACUUGCUAUUGGUUCAGCAGAUCAUAAUGUGUACUACUAUGAUCUACGAAAUGUACGGCUUCCUUUAUUGACAUUGGCUGCUCAUGCAAGGACUGUGAGCUAUGUGAAGUUUAUUGAUUCAUCCACCCUUGUAUCUUCAUCGACAGACAACUCUUUGAAGCUUUGGGACCUUACUGUGAGUUCAUCAGGGGUCAUUGAAAGACCCGUUCACUCAUUCACUGGGCAUACAAAUGUGAAGAAUUUUGUUGGUCUGUCCGUUUCUGAUGGUUAUAUUGCUACAGGCUCAGAAACAAAUGAGAAAUUAUAUCUCUGGGUCCAUUUAGCCCCACUUACAGUGCAGUGUCAUACAUAUGGAUCAUUUUGCCCCACCUAUAAUGGUUUUUGUGUACCACAAAGCCUUCCCCAUGCCUAUGUUAUCCUACAGAUUUGGGAGCAUUGAUCCCAUUUCUGGCCGCGAAGCUGAUGAUUCUAACCAGUUCAUCUCCUGCUUGUGCUGGCGCGGCGAAUCACAUUCUCUCGUUGCCGCGAAUUCGACCGGGAACAUCGAAAUUUUGGAAAUGGUGUAAUUGUUUUUGUUGCAGAGUUACUAGCAGUGAGAAAUUUGUUGUCUGCAUCAUUUGUAUUUUGUUGGUUCCUAAAGAGGUAGGUGAAGCUGAUGAGCUAUUGUAUGAUAUAGUACAGAUAAAUGAUAAAGAAUUGUUUAUAGUCAAAUAUAAAUUCAAUUGGAGGAGUUAUCUAAUC
This is a messenger RNA of Dendrobium catenatum, 3389 nucleotides long. Its product is annotated as protein SPA1-RELATED 4-like. The coding region runs from base 724 to 3087 and encodes 787 amino acids. Gene Ontology annotation, molecular function: protein kinase activity; protein binding; ATP binding. Lineage: Eukaryota; Viridiplantae; Streptophyta; Magnoliopsida; Asparagales; Orchidaceae. The record is from RefSeq and is a predicted model, not a curated record. The transcript has 8 exons. Gene Ontology annotation, biological process: photomorphogenesis; protein phosphorylation.